Molecule: messenger RNA, 3331 nt
Organism: Paramuricea clavata
Lineage: Eukaryota; Metazoa; Cnidaria; Anthozoa; Malacalcyonacea; Plexauridae
Source: the annotation of a GenBank genome assembly
AAAAAAAAAUGGCGGCGACAAUGAGCGAAGACGAAGAAUCGAGAGUUAUGGUUUGUGCGAUACAUUCGUUUCAUUAAAGUUUGUUCAAUUGAUUAUACGUUUGUGAUGUAUUCUGGAAAUCUCUGCAUCUAAAUCUAUAUUUAAUUAACCCUUAAUAUUUAAUAGCAUAAGUAUAAUAGAUGUUAAACUUCCGUUUAUAUUUGCAACUGAAGAUGAACAGCACAUAAAAACAUUCACAUUGUCUUUUGGUUGGUUCACGGUUAAUAGAACUAGAUCUAUUAACCGUGGUUGGUUUCUGUAAGCGUUUUGGGGGCAGCAGAUGGUUGUCUUAGAAAUGUUGAUUCUUAUAAAAGUAUAUUACUUUAAUUUAUUUACCAUCAAAUACAAGACUACAACAUAUAAUGAAAAGAAAGAAUUGACAUUAUUUUCUCACUCUGAUAAACGCUAGUUGACCGUUGACCUGCUGCACGAUAACGCUUUUUGCUUAGUGAAACCCAGUGAUGUUUUCCACGGGGAAUGUGGCCUCGCACUAUUUUCACAAGGGGAACAGUGUUCCCCCUGAUAAAACUCAAAAUAAUAUGGGGAACAGCGUUCCCCUUGACAAGAGUCAUAAACACUGCACAGGCAUAAGAUGCUAUGUGUAUGUAAUACAAUCUGCAGAUGUUCAGGUUUCGGUUUUCGUACAUCUCAUCAGUGCAUCUCUGAACACAUCUAGAUAUGUGAUGACCACUGUAUUUAUACUCAUAAGCUUAUUCUCACCAAGCGCAUGUGGUAUAACACAUUGACAUCAACGCACCAGACAUGUGCAGAGUGUAAUGGGGCCAGAGUUUGCAUUAUUGUGACCACACUUUCAUACUGUGUUUAAUGUGCGUUUUCUCUUAAUAGAAACUGGAGUUUCAAUGGCUUUUGGAAAAGCAAGUUCCUUCUAUUUUGAGAAAAGUUGAAAGCGUUUUGAAGGUAGUAUACCAUAUGCAUGUCUUCCGCGCAAUGGCGGAAAUUCACUUUUUCGGGGGGGGGAAAGCCUCCUAAAUUUCCAACAGAACUUACAAAUUUCCGACAUACCCCCCCCCCGAAAAGACUGUUUUUAGCCUUCUUUUAGAUCAAAAUUUCCGAAAAUUCGUCAAUUUUCCGGAAGGUGGGGGGGGGGGGAGGCGGACGCCCUCCCGCCCCACCAAGAUUUCCGCCACUGCUUCCGCGCAUUUAAUAGAGAGUUUGAGCAAGAGAACGAAGUAGGACGACGACGACGUGGUUGACAAUUUUUGCCUGUCUUGCACAUUAUCUUGCGUAUUCUGAGUUUAGGGUCAGGGGUGAAGACAGAUUAGAGAUUCAUGUCUAGCUGUUUAUGAAUGUUGACCCAAAUCCUCACACUGAUCCUGACAAAACAACGAGACAUGAAUCCAUAUCCCGUCUUCGUUCUUCUGCCUUCGUUCAGAACGAAUAUUUUGGCAAAAUUCGUCGUGAACUUCGUACUGCACAAAGACGGGAUAUAGUUUCGUGUCUUGCUGUUUUGUCAGGGUCAGGACAAGUAUUAGGGUCAGUAUUCAUAAACAGCGACACAUGGGAAGACACGUUGAGCAACUACCAGUGACGUCCAACUCAGUAUGCACAAGAUAAUGUACAGACAGGCAAAAAUUGUCAAGUACGCCUUCGUCUUCGUACUUCGUUGUCUUGCUCAAACUCUCUAAUGUUACAGACUACGACACAGUUAUGACACUUAAAAUGGUGGCAAAAACCGUGCCUUGAUAAAAAAUUUAACACAUGUAGUGAGUAGUGACAAGACAAAAACCAAACUACAUUAUUUUGUAUUAUUUUAUAAACAUGUUAAUUCUUUACUUGGUUCGAGUGUCCAAAAAUACCAUUAGUACACACUGCGCAGAUUAGCAGACAUGUGUUUUUAAUACUUACGUUGUUUAUGUAUUUCUAGGCCUGCGAUGAAAAAUUCAAUAAUAAUCCUCAAAAGAAAACGGGUAGGCUAAACAUUUACUACGAAGUUGUCAUUUACGUUCCCUUAUUUUUUGUGCAAAGACCUUUAAAGGACAAACGUUUUAAUGCAUGCAACGUACGUCACAGGCUACCGUGUCGAUACCGUGAGAACUACGCUAUGUCUGAGUCUCUAACAAAAAUGUUUCCCCAUUACAUCGUGACGCUGUUCUACACUUUUUCCUUAUCACAGACAAUGGUUCUGAAAAACCUGAUAAAUUUUUGCUUAAGACACCCAGGUAGGUCGUAAUACUAGUCUUGUAUUUUUAUUAAUCGCAUUCGCACAUUAUUUAGUCUUCAUCCUCAUGUAGUCUUUAAACUGUCCUCCUUGCAGUAUUGAUGUAUUGAAAGGUUAUGUGACAGUAAACGGGGAUUCUAUCACGAAUGCUGUAAGUAAAGUCAUCCUAGCCUGCGGUGGUGAUUAAACAACAAAGAACAGUACUUGCAGUUCCUACAUACAGAACAAUAAUGACGUUGUGAGACUAUGAACAGAACUACACUUUUUAGGACAUAUUGUUUUAUAACUACGAGGAUCCUCAGCAUCGUAACACGAGUACAAAGAGAAAAUGUAAUUCUUAAAAACACUGCCGAACUAACAAAGACUAUCUGUAUUCAAAUUAAAAUAUUGGUGAUGUUGAAGGGAAUGGGUAUGGUGGAAAUGAUCAGGUGAUCAUGAUGAUAAUGGUGGUGAAGAUGAUGAUGGAAGUGAUAAUGAUGGUGAUCAUGAUCAUGAUGGUGGUGAUGAUAAUCAUGAAAGUGAUGAUGAUGAUGAUGAGGAGGAGGAUGGUGAUGAUGAUGAGGAUGAUGGUGAACAUGAUGAUGGUGGUGAUGGUGGUGAUGGUGAUGAUGAUAGUGAUGAUGAUGAUGAGGAUGAUGGUGAACAUGGUGAUAGUGAUGAUGAUCAUGGUGAUGAUGAUCAUGGUGAUGAUGAUGACGGUGAUGGCGAUGGUGGUAACAGUGAUGAUGAUGAUGGUGAGAGUGACGAUGCUGGUGGUGAUGAUGAUGAUGAUGGCGUUGUGGCGAUGAUGGUGGUGAUGAUGAUGACUUAAACGUGUAUAAGUACGCUAAACUGGUCGACUUACUUGCAGGAGUUGAAGUUGAAAGUGCCAAAGAUAGCGAAUGGUAAUAUUCAUACAUAUAUAAAAGAAGGACUUCCUUGGAGACUCAGUCAGGUACGCUACUUUCAAACAAAACAGCUGCUUCACACAGUGUGAUCACCUUCAGUUUGCGUAAUAUUUUCACAAUGUUUUAGGUUCAAGAUGCAAAAAACAAUCUACAAAUGGCAAUAGAGAAGAUUAGCGAAGCAUUAUCAAUAGAAACAUUUACAACAGGAAUGCAAAUUAAUGAGGUG